CUUAUAAGGUGCGUCUGUCCAUGCGAGAGCUAGAAUCUUUGAAAAUCAAUUAGAGUCCUAUUCCAGAAUACUCUACGAUCCGCCCACGAAUCACGCGACGCUACCUUUUUCCUUUAUCUUGUUUUGAGUCUAUACCAACACACCAUCCAAAAUGAGCCACUUCAGCAACCCCGACUCCGUUGCCAACCCCCAGCAGGGCGAGUUCAAGCCCUCCGUUAAGCCUAGCGGCCCUCUCGAGGAGGGAGGGCACCAACCCGGCCGCAAGGUCGCGCCCGCCGACUUCGCCCCGGAGUUCCGCGCCGAGACAUACCCGGCCGGCACGGCGCCCGCCUCAAACUCCUACAGCGCCAACACCACCAGCGAGGUCGGCGGCCAGGCCCUGAACCCCAACGUCGAGCGGAGCCACGGCAAGGAGUCCGUCAAGACCUCCGCCGCCGACACCCUGAUGGGCGCCACCUCGCGGGACGUACACACCGGCCUGGGCCACCCGGGCUCCGGCCAGUCCAGCGCCGAGCUGCGUCACGACGGCCAGCCAGGCCGCAAGGGCCAGUCCGCCGGCCUCGAGCAGGUCGGCGCCCACGCCGACAGCAAGCUCGAGCGUGACAUCCCCGGCCAGCGGGCGCUCGACCGCGACGAGGCCCACCUCGCCGGCCCGCGCGGCGACAAGGGUGCUCUCGCGGCAGAGGACCGCCAGCCCGAGCCCGCUACCACCGCAGCCGCAGAGUGGAAGUAUGAGCCCGGCACCAAGCGGGACAACACCCACAAGCACUGA
Messenger RNA from Aspergillus brunneoviolaceus CBS 621.78, 772 nucleotides. RefSeq lists its product as uncharacterized. The record is from RefSeq and is a predicted model, not a curated record. Bases 152 to 772 code for a protein of 206 amino acids. The transcript has 2 exons. Lineage: Eukaryota; Fungi; Ascomycota; Eurotiomycetes; Eurotiales; Aspergillaceae.